AUGUGUUUUAUAUUAUUGUUGAUGUUUCCAUAGGGAACGGGAAGUGCUCUGAAUUUAAAAGCUGUGGCUCAAAAAACAGGAGAACAAGAGGCUGAAGUUCAUAUUUUGUGCACAGUUCUGGACAUUAAUGAUAACUAUCCUCAGUUUGAAAACCUGCCCUAUCGGCUCAACAUACCUGAGGACACGAAAGUUGGGGAGGAGAUUUUGCGUCUCUCAGCUUCUGAUAAAGACAGCUCAGAUCAUCAUAACAAUGCCGUUUUCUUCAGGAUUGUGGAUGGAAACACGGAUGCAAUUUUUAGAAUUGAUGGUGGCACGGGAAGGAUAACCUUAGACAAACCUCUUGAUUUCGAAGGGUCCACACGGCAAUAUGAUUUAAACGUGACGGCAACGGAUCAAUAUGGUGCACUUACGGGCAAUCAAAACUGGACGGUGGUUAACAUAGGAGUGACCGAUGCAGACGACCUUCCUGCGGCGUUUUCCCAUUAUUUAUAUAAAGUACUGAUUGACGUCGAUACACCACAGGGAAGUGAAAUAAUCAGAGUACACGCUGAAGACCAGGAUUCUUUAAAGGCUUCAGUGUCAUACGUCAUAUACCCAGCCAGUGACCCGGAGGAAUCAUUUAAAAUCAAUAACGCCACAGGAAUAAUAACAGUAAACCGAAAUCUUACUCGAAAGUCGUAUCCUAUUAUAGUUACGGCGAAAUCAACUAACCAGCCUGUUGCGUUUGCACUGGUUAUGAUAAAUGUCGGUUCAAUGCCCAAUCGAACAUUUGUGGCAUCAGUGAUAGAAAAUGAAGCAAACAUUACGGUGUUUGACUUGAUGAACUUGGAGAAAUAUUUCAAUAUAUCAUCUCCCGAAUUCCUAAUCCACCGAGGCAACGAAGAUGGCAUUUUUUUUGUUAAUGAAACUUCGAAGGAACUGCGAGUUGGCACUCGAGUCCUGGAUAGAGAACAACGUGAGAAGUACACUUUGAUCGUGGAGCUUCUGAAAGAUGGAAGAAACAAAGGCUUCGCAAUGAUAAACAUAAACGUGGUUGAUGUAAACGACAACACUCCUAAGUUUGAAAACCCAACAUUGGUAAGUGUACCAGAAACCACACCCGAGGGAACUGUUGUCCUCACAGUAACAGCCGUAGACAGAGACGCAGGGCUUAAUGGUUCUGUGGUGUACAACAUCAUAGCAGGAAAUGAACAAGCUUUCUUUGCUUUGAACAAUAAAUCUGGAGAAUUGUCUUUGGUAAAACCACUCGAUUUUGAAGCCGCCGUUCAGUACGUACUGAACGUGUCAGCUUCUGAUAUGGGAGAGCCUCGGCGCCGUGCGUUCAGUAACGUCACUAUAAACGUGACUGAUGUCAAUGAUAACUCUCCGGUUCUUCAAACACGGAUCAUUCAAGCUUCUGUUGUAGAGGGUGCUUCCUCUGGUUCAUUUGUUGCUCAGUGUAAUGCAUCCGACGCCGACACUGCAGCAAAUGCGCGGAUUACUUAUCAGCUUGUAGAAGGCGCGGUCAACAGGUUCUCGAUUGAUAACAUUACAGGUGUCAUAACCACAUCCGGGUCGUUUGACAGGGAGACUGAUCCCGAGCUGUACACGCUCGUGGUGAACGCCCAAGACAAUGGACAGCAUCCCCGUUCUGAUGUUGGUUUUGUUGUUGUUCAUAUCACCAAUGUAAACGAACAUUCUCCAGUCUUCGCGCCGGCAUUAUACGUAGGAGGUGUGUACAAAGAUACGACUUACUAUUCGCUAGUGACGACUGUUAAGGCGAGCGAUGCUGAUUCAGAUUCGCAAUUCGCCAUUACCUUCGAACUUGUCAAUGGCAAUGGGCUGGGGUUGUUUCAUGUAGAGCCUGACACAGGUCACGUGAGAGUCGCAACCUCAUUGGCUGGUAAAGAUGGUUCAAAGUUCACUCUAGAAGUAAGUGCCUCGGACGGCCAGAAAAAGGCGGCCACCAACGCUAUUGUAAACGUUUUUGUUCUCCGUGAUGAAGAUUCCAUUGCUAUAAAGGCAGGUGUGGUCCCGGAAGAGAUCACGAAAAGCAGAGCGGAAUUUCUUGAAAUGCUUAAAUCCAUAACGGGGGGAGAUGCCCUUAUAAAGUAUCUUCAGCAAGAAGAUGGUGAAAACGCGACUCUUGUGACUUUCAACGUGGUGAGAGGUGACGAGGUAAUGUCGGGAUUUGAUAUUACAAGGGCUUUGUCAGACAACGAAGAAGCUUUAAAAACCACAUAUAAAAAGUUCAAUAUAUUAUGGUACCGGCCCCCAGGUGGACCUCCCUCAACAGAGGCUCGUAAGGGUACUGAGGAGGAGUUAUCUGCCGUGGUCGGAGCCAUGAUCUGCCUUGGUGUCAUUAUUGGUGUAGGAGCGAUAAUUAUGAUAAUUAUAUUGAUCAUGAGAAAAAGAAAUGGUCAGAGUCCGUUCAAGAAAAAGAGACAAACAAGAGUGACGUUCAAUGACAAACCUUUCUUCAUUGAACCUGUUCAGACUGCUGUGACAUCAAACCACGUGGAAUCCGCACAGGAAGCUCAAGAGGUUAUAGUCCAUAUACCAGCCGAGGAUGACAACAGUUCUGAAGGCAGUGAUGACGGUUCUCGUGGCGAAAUGAGCUUUUUAAAUUUCGGCUACGGUUCGCAACUGGCAGCCAUGAGGGAGGAAGAUCCGGACGAAUAUGUUGAAAUAGAUCAUAACGCGUUCUUCCCCCCUCCGCCUAAAGGCCCGCCGCCGAAGCCACCGGAUUCUGACGAGGAAGACUCCGAAGAUGCCGACAACAUCUCGAUGGGAUCACGAAGUGAUUAUGAAAAUGAGUACUCGGGAAAGUACAACCCAGAUGACGUAGCAGAUGUCAAUGAGACCGUGUUAAGCCAUUCUCCAUCGGACUCUACUACAGGAAGCACAGACCAGUUAGUUACUGGUUAUCCAAAGGUUACGUUUCCUAGUGGUAGGUUUUUGCAAAGUUUUUCGCUGAACGAAGCGACGACUGUGUUGUAGGAAAACUACACUGAGCCGGACAGUUUGAUGAUGUUUUUUUAGACAUAAUACAGAGAAAACCAACAUAUGCAUUCAAAUAACAUGAAAUAUUAGGUUGUUCAUUAGGAAAGGAACAAUGCAAUCCAAAUUUGAUCGUUUUAGCUCAACAAAUUGGUGUUAUUCCGCAUUUCAUAAUAAUUUUUAAGAUUCAAGGGUAAUUACUUUUUUCUUCGGUCCCCUAAUUUCAAUAAAAUGCACCGUGUUUAGUCUCAUUUUUUUUAUUCUAGCUUUUGAGUUUUAAAAAACUUAAUCUUCCGUGUUUGAAAAUAUGGAAUUUUUGACUUAGGAAUCUUUUAACGGUGUAUAUUUCUGAGAAUUUCGAUCAUGUAUUUUGAUCGCUAAUUGGUAUACGUUUAAUUGGAAUUCUUUAGUUUCAUGGUGAGUUUAAUUAUGCACUUUGAAGGCAAUCUAGAAAGAUUAUCAUAUAUAAUUCUUGUGACGAAAAUUUAUUUUUUGACAGUUAAAUAUUAGUAUCAAUGAAAAAAAUAUUUUUUCAAAGGUGAAAUAACCAACUGAUUCAACACCGGUGUUGAACAUAAUUCCUAAAGCCUUAAUAUUCAUAGGAUAAACUGUUCACAAUAAAAAGGAAGCAACAACA
Messenger RNA from Pocillopora damicornis (cauliflower coral), 3616 nucleotides. Its product is annotated as cadherin EGF LAG seven-pass G-type receptor 2-like. Gene Ontology annotation, molecular function: calcium ion binding. The record is from RefSeq and is a predicted model, not a curated record. NCBI's taxonomy places the organism in Eukaryota, Metazoa, Cnidaria, Anthozoa, Scleractinia, Pocilloporidae. Gene Ontology annotation, biological process: homophilic cell-cell adhesion. Gene Ontology annotation, cellular component: plasma membrane.